Molecule: messenger RNA, 1811 nt
Organism: Brienomyrus brachyistius
Lineage: Eukaryota; Metazoa; Chordata; Actinopteri; Osteoglossiformes; Mormyridae
Gene: cdc123
Product: cell division cycle 123 homolog (S. cerevisiae)
Exons: 13
Coding region: 68-1096 (342 amino acids)
Cellular component (GO): cytoplasm
Source: RefSeq, a predicted model, not a curated record
AUGUAGCAGCACGGUUGCAGAUGGGAUAUAUUUUAAGAAACACCAUUUCCUGUUGCACUGGUACAGUAUGAAGAAGGAGCAGGUUGUGAACUGUCAGUUUUCGGUGUGGUACCCGUUAUUUAAGAAGCAUACGAUUAAAAGUGUGAUCCUCCCCUUACCGCAGAAUGUAAUUGACUAUUUGCUGGAUGACGGGACUCUAGUUGUAUCUGGAAGUGAAGGCCACGCCCAGCCAUCUCAGAUAAAUAACGAUUCUGAUGAGGACGAGGAGAUCCAGUGGUCAGAUGAUGAAACUACAACAAUUGUUACGGCUCCUGAGUUCCCAGAGUUCAGCUCCAGUGUGCAGGAAGCCAUAAACACACUAGGGGGCAGUGUCUUCCCCAAGCUGAACUGGAGUGCUCCCCAGGAUGCCAGCUGGAUCGCCUUGAACAGCUCCCUGCGGUGUCAGAGCCUCACCGACAUUUUCCUGCUCUUCAAGAGCUCCGAUUUCAUCGCCCACGACUUCACACAACCGUUCCUCCACUGCAGCGAUGAUUCCCCAGACCCACCAAUCAACUUUGAGCUUGUCCUAAGGAAGUGGAGUGAGCUGAUCCCAGGUGGAGAGUUCCGGUGCUUCGUCAAAGAGAAUAAGCUUAUAGGUAUUUCUCAGAGGGACUACACCCAGUACUACCAACACAUCUCCAAGCAGAAGCACCUCAUCUCCCAGUCCAUCCAGGACUUCUUCACCUCCCAUAUCCAGUACAAGUUUCUGGAUGAGGACUUUGUCUUUGAUGUUUACAGAGAUAGUUGGGGUGAAGUCUGGCUGAUCGACUUGAACCCUUUUGGCGAGGUGACUGAUUCCCUGCUAUUCACUUGGGAGGAGCUCAUCUCCGGGUGCAAUUUGAGGGCCCAGCCAGCAGAGGGAGGCGCUCCUCAGCAGGAUGACCUGGCAUUCCGCUACACCACCAGCGAGGUGACCGUCCAGCCCAGCCCCUGCCUCAGCUACCGCAUCCCACGUGACUUUGUAGACCUGUCUACCGGCGAGGACGCCUACAAGCUCAUUGACUUCCUCAAACUGAAGAGAGGGCAGCAGGACGAGGAGUCGGAUGAAGAUGCUUGAAAGGAGGCAAUGGUGGAGGCGGAGUCGGAGGAGCUGAGUUCUGUGCUCAGUAGUUUAGCUUGGCACAAUUGGGGGAGACUGUGUGUAGGAAUCCUCUUAGACGGACCUGAUGAAGAGAUCACAAGCACAGCUGUACACGUGUGUUUCUAUGGGGGGAGGGGGUACAUUAUACUACCAGCGGGAUCCACCAUGGCUGCCCUUCUCUUGAUUCACUUGCUGAGUGGGAUGGGCUUCCUGAUUUUUCCAUGUAGCACAUGUGAAAUUCCAGGUUUUGCAAGAAUGCAAGCAAGUCUCUCGUUUUGUUCUCCCAUAUGUUUCUGCCUCUGAGGUCCUGACCCAUUCCUGGUGGUUCAUGGAUAGACCGUGAUGGUUCACUUAUUAGCAGGGCAACAUGACAGUACAGCAGGGGACAGUAAGGGUGGGCAGAACAGUGUUUAUAUGUAAAUGGGUUUGGCCCCUUUCUGGAAUACACCAGAGGAACAACAAGCUAAGCUGGAUAAAUUUGGUAUUUUUAUUUAAUUCUGGAUGGUCACCUGCCAAAUUGGAUUUCUCACCCAAAAUUAUACUUAUUUUGCUUGAUUUUUAAUUACCCUCAAACAUUCCAGUCAAUAUUUUUUGGUCACAAAUGCCCCAUGAGUCAUAUUUAAACCCAGUCUUGGUCCUUCAGUACAUGUAUGUGGUUGCCUUGGACAAUAAAUCAGUUGCUUGAAUAGUC